UAAAAGAUAUACUUUAGAAUUUAAAUUUUAGAGAUUAAUCUAUAUUUGGAAAAGUUAUCCAGAAUAUCAGAUACUUUUGGCGCGUUAUUUCAUCCGCUACUAUUGAUGCUGACUGUACCUGUGAUACUUAAUAAUAGCUCCCGUUCAAGGCAGCCAAUAGUGACCGACGAAAAACUACGGAACCCUACACUGAGCAUGGCCUGGAAUUUCAUCCGUUACGAUAGAGGUUAAGAAAGUUUAUCUCUACAUUUUACAAUACUAUAAACAAGAUAAUUAUAAUUGAGUAAUAUACGAUUCCUAUUUAGUUAGGCAUCACCCAAAGACAAGAUACACUCAAGAGAACGAAGUGCUUCGCUUUUAUUGCUCUCGAAUGUAUUAGUAAUUAUUUAGGUUUAUACUCAAAUAUUCAUGAAUAUUAUAUACUAAAUGAUAUAUUUUUUUAUUAUAGUUACCUACUUCAUGAUUGAAAAAUAGGAUAACAUAUAGUGCAGUCUUAAAAUAUGUACAAAAAUAUAAAUUUUAAAUAAUAAACUCAAAUAACACGAUAGCAAUGAGUUCAAUGAAAGUAGAUGUGAGUUAAACAAAAUCUACGAUUUAUCAGCAAGGAGAGUUAUAUAGGUGUAACAAAACGGGCUUAGAUCAAACACAGCACUAUCACAAAACACUCCUUUUAAUAUUCGCAACAAUUCCUCAUCUCUGUUUCACGUCUUAUUUACCUCGAGAAGUUGGGACCCGUGAGCUAUUUUGUUUGAAUUUUGUGAAACAAAACAUGGUGCAAUGCAUAAACUUUAAACGCAAGAUCGACGAGAAGCCAUGGAACAAUAAAACAAACAAAAGCCUAUCUGGCCCGGAGCACUGCCGCGGCGGGCUCCGCCCCCAGCUGGCGCUCGUUUGCCAUUGGUCGCCCGCAGCCGCCCCCGACGCAGGGGCGCUCUUCGCAAUGGGGGCAAACGAGAUGCAGCAUCCCUAUAAAGAUUUUACAUCGAUUAUGGGGGUAUGGGAGCAGGCCGUUUCGUUCUAGCCCGUGGGCGGUGGCGUUCGGUCCUCUCGCGCAGUCGCGAACAAUUAAAACGUGCGGGGCGGCUUGUGCGCGGCGACGGCGACGUCACUAUAAUGUGGUUAGUCAGUGAGCGUCGGGGCCGGGCCGACGGCGACGGCACGCAGCACGAGGCCCGCAGCUCGCUCGGAGAGCGCUGGUCGAUCAGCCCGCGAGCCGGCCACAGCACGGUGGAGUUCAAGAGUGCGGCGUGCGCGGCGGCCGGGGAGCCGCCCGCGCCGCCUUUGUCAGCGCUGCCGGAUCCGCAGCAGUUCAACAUCUUCCCCGCCUUCUUCAGCAGGCAGCUUAACUUUACUGGUGGAGGCGGAUGCGGCCAAGGGUCGAAGAUUAUGGAGGAGUUACGGCCGAACCUAGUCGGAGGGUUGCUUGGAGUCGGGGGGUUGUUGGAUGAGCACGGGGCGGACGCCAAGUUCCUGCCGGGCGGAGAGAGCAAAUACACGCCGGACAAGGGUCGCAAGUGCAGCAACGCGUCGAGCUCGUCGGCGGAGGAGUUCGGCGCGCUGUACGGCGGCGAGCACGCGGCCACACCGCCCGCACCGCCGCUCAGCCGCUCACUACAGGAUCAUACACCUGAAGGCGCCUUCAAAAAGUUAAAACCGGAGCCCGGCGCGAACAACGGCACAUCGGGAGCGACGUCGGCACUAUCUCCCGCGUUGGGUCCCCAGCACGCGGGGCACACCCCAACGACGGCAUCGUGUCCUACGCCCGCAAGGAGGCGGCAUCGGACAACCUUUACACAGGAACAAUUAGCAGAAUUAGAAGCAGCAUUCGCGAAAUCACACUACCCUGACAUUUACUGUAGAGAAGAGCUCGCGCGGACCACGAAGCUGAAUGAAGCGAGGAUACAGGUCUGGUUUCAAAAUAGGCGUGCCAAAUACCGCAAGCAAGAGAAGCAACUACAGAAGGCGCUAGCACCGGCGGUACUACCUGGCUGCAACGGUAUGAUGCGCAACAUCCAGGGCUACCGGGGCUACCAGCCCUACCCGCACCCCAACACCAUCAACCGGUAUCCACAGCACCACGGGAGCUACGAGGAGCUGCAAAAAGACAUCUUCUCGCUCUCGCAAAUGGGCGGGGGCUCGUACCCCAUGACCCAGGGCUUCUCCAUGGGGCACGGGGCCAACAUGAGCGCCGUCGGUAUGAGGCAAGAUGCCAUGGGCAUGAGCGCAGAAGACGAGUGGUACAACAAGUCACUAUCGGCCCUGCGGAUGAACAGCGGGCACCACGCGAACCUAGCCGCCGCGCCCAUGCUGCAGUACCAGACCUAAUCGUUGCUCCACGGCGCCGACUACUCGGCGUCGGCGUCGCCGUACGCGCCCCCUUAGCCUAAAAGGUGAAGCUACGAUAGACGCGACAGUGGCGUUGCGAUUAUACCGCCGACUUUGCCUAGUCAUAAAAUUGAAACUGAUCUCAAAGUGAAAUAUUUUGUUUCCUAAUUUAUUGAAGCUGCACCGCAGACUGGAACCCGAAAGGUGAUUAAAGAAAGUUCACGGUACGAAGUGUACAUCCACGCGAAAAAAAUAAGUGAUUAAACUAUGUAUAAAUUAUUUCUGCAACUAAUUAUAAUUCGGUAUGUAUAUUCGUUAUUUAUUUUCUAGUCAACGCCACUGUACCAAACUAGUUUUUCCUAGCAAUUCAACUUUCUUGGAAAAGAGAUAUCGAUUUAUUUAUAUGUAUUAUACAUUUUUAUAGCUGACCAUACACACUAAGAUAUGCCUGCGCAGUUUUAUCAACUGCACAUGUAAAACGGAGGGUAUAAUGGUAUUAUACUGUGCAGUUGAACUGUACAGCAUACAUGGCCAGCUUAAUGUACAAUUCCCACCGACCGGCUGGAGUCGGGCCGCGCCGGAACGGCUUUGAGUACAAUGUGCCUAUACAUUAUGUAUGGCAGAAGCAAUGACGUCCCUCCGGAGCCGGUCGCAUACGCGAAGAGUCGACUGGCUUCCGGCAGUAUAAAUAUGAAAUGCGCGCCGACUCCCAUUCGGUGGAAAUCGGACUUUAAGCUGUGACUUUUUGACUUACUUCAAAUCGUUAUAAAAAUUCGAGGAUCAGAAUCGAAGUUUAAUAUGGCUAUAUUAUACUACAAUAUUAUAAAAAGAUGAUAACAAAUUGUAUCAGUAGAGCAAAGAUGGUCGGUUUUUUAUCAUUAGUCACCAUGCCUGUCCCGUUCUAACAAGUAUGUAAGUGCGAAAGUGACGCAUGACAUGACACGUGAUUAAAAUGCGACCAUGAUACCGCUGCAGAUUAUGUUUCUACCGAGUAACACAAAAAAUGUGACUGACUCAGCUGUCAAAUAUGAAUUUACUUUUGCGUUUUAUAUACGGUUCAAAUAGUUAUGAUGAAAAAUUAGAGGAAAAAUCAUAAUUUGUUACAUAAUAAAUAAUCGAGUCAUUCUUUAAAGGUGCAGUGGGUUCAGCCAGGAGGCUUUUUGAAAAAUCGAAGAACUUUUUCAGAUCAUAAUACGGUUGCCAAAAAAAAUGAAUAGCAAUCUUGAGGCCUUUUUCUCGUUACUUCAUCGAUUUGAAACCUGAUUACAUUAGCACAAAAUCUAAAAAUAUAAAAAAUUCUCCCAUUAAUUCGUAAUUUUAUUUUUAAUUGAACUGAUCGAUUACUUUUUUUUGUUAAAACUGGCUAAAAAUAACAAUUCAUAAACAGUGAUAUCAGGCCGCGUAGCCAACGUGCAAAUCUCUUACGCUCCGUAGCGAUCGAAACGCAACUAUCACUGUCGAACUUAUAUUGAAGAAUGCUAAAGAGACACAAAACGUUUCGGUGUCGAAGCGAUAGCGAUUGUCACCUUCGCUAGGUCGGCUGCGAUCCCGGACACGCACAGCCGUAUCGCUCACGCUCAGUAAGAGAGAGGAGAACCUGAACUCACGGCGCCUUAACACUUCCCAGUCACAUAGACAGUAAGAACAAAAUGUAAGACUUCAAUGAUCGAACUAAUAAAGUAAUAUGUUAUUUUAUAUUCAUAUGAAUCUUCUACAUAAUUCGCAAACUUCUCGUUCGGCCAAAGUCUUCAAUUAAAUUAUCUAGUAUUUUUUAUGACAUUAAGAUACAAU
Messenger RNA from Cydia pomonella (codling moth), 4116 nucleotides. RefSeq names its product homeobox protein aristaless-like 4. Bases 997 to 2325 code for a protein of 442 amino acids. Gene Ontology annotation, molecular function: RNA polymerase II transcription regulatory region sequence-specific DNA binding; DNA-binding transcription factor activity, RNA polymerase II-specific. The transcript has 6 exons. The record is from RefSeq and is a predicted model, not a curated record. Gene Ontology annotation, biological process: regulation of transcription by RNA polymerase II. NCBI's taxonomy places the organism in Eukaryota, Metazoa, Arthropoda, Insecta, Lepidoptera, Tortricidae.